AAUGAAUGUCUUCUUGUAUAAAUACAGAGCAAAUUGCGAGUUCCCAUUCAGUUUGAAAUAUUCGCCGAUAGUCGCGUCAAUAAACUAAUCUGGUUUCCGUAGUGUGCUCACCAUUCACCAUUUAAGAUAAGUUGGUCCUUUUUAUCUACAGUACGUUUUCUUUAAAUCUCAUAAAAUUGGCUUGAAAAAUAGUACUUGAAUUCGAAUUGAAGUGCUAUUAAAAACGAAAAAACUCGAUUAAAAAUGGCUAUGACUCAAAUGCAAUUAAUCCUCAUCGUCAUCAUUUUGGUUUUUGUCGUUUGUUGUAACUGCCAAUCAAUUGACCCCGGUGCUUCCUCUUCUUGGGCGAAACUCCAAAUCUCACCGGACACGUUAAGUUCCAUGGAGUACGGCAAUUUUCUCAUUGAAAUUUACGAACACGCCAAUAACCAUAAAGCAUCAACGACCGCCAGCCAGAAAAAAUAUUUCUACUCUCCCCUCGCGCUAUUGGACCACAACAGUGCCGUUAGUAUAUUCAACAACGUUACGAAGCAACCAGAGAUGAGAUUUCGUGUGGAAAUGUGGAACGCCAAAGUCCAAAAUGAAGUGGUCAAACAUUUAAACAAAUCUAUCGGUCAAGAAAUACAAUCCGAUAAAGUGAGAGUCAUUCCCUUGGAAAAGGUCAUUCUCACGAGCAACACACCCACAGCAGAUUAUUCGCUAUCGCCAGUGUGGACGAUUUAUGACAAGAGAAAAACCUUGUGGUUUUCUCUUUCGUGUUAUGACCUGAAAAUCUGCAACAAACUGGCCAACGAAAUGCGAUCUAAUCCCCAACAAUUUGACCAUUUCAAACUUCUCUACAGUUUGUCAUCGCAGACGUCGCAAACUAAACAGACGACCAUCAGCAUCGAAAGCGUCACUUCCGGUCAAAUGGUUACUGCUCUUUUACAAAAAUUUGAAGACAAAAAAGAAAUUUUUCUGACAGCCAACGACGAAAAGAAAAUGUUGGCGGAAAUGGCCACCAAAUUCCGAAUGGACACAUUUGACGAUUCCGAGGUCUGGUCUCCGGACACGGAGUCUCAAAUUUUAAAGAUUUUCAGAGAUUUGCUGGUCAAGUCUAGUACGACCAUCAAAGAGCAAAGCGACAAAAUGUGGGACUCUGUUUUCUGGAAUGAGGACAAUUACCGGCCGGACAAAACGACGAAAACUUUAAAUGAAAUCAUAAACAAACUGGACAAGGAAACUCAAAGGAUUUUGGCGGAUAUGUUUCAAAAUGUGGAGAGGCAAUCGCAGAUGAUAGAAAAAUUAACGUCGAGUAAUAAAGACACGGAGAAAAGACGAGAGGAACAACUUCGUCCCGAAAAUGAAUCGAAAGAUGCAAAUGCAAUUGAAAUGAGAAGAUCACAAGUAACUGAUCACCAACAAUUUAGUCGCAAUCAAACUCGAGAUGACAAAUCGACAACCAGCAGAGAUGACACUGAUAUCACCGUCGAUGGCGUCGGCUCUGAUGACGGCAUUAAAAUUGCGACCAAUAAUAGUCACACGCACAAUACUGAUCAACAAAACGAGAGGAAGGAAAAUGCAAAGGAAAAUUCAGACGAAUAUGACAGGAAAAUGAAGAAUAAAGAAAGAAUCCAACACAAUUACGACUCAAACAGUUGGGCUGACGUGGAUAGAAUCAGUUUAACAAUUUCCGGGAAAAUGGCUAUUGAUUCCGAUAAUUCCCGGCGAAUCGAAAUUGUGAAGGAAGAAGUAAAAAAGUUAUUACAAGAAAGUAGAGACCACGUCCAAUGGGACGAAGAGAAAUUCGGGCCCAAAACGAUGCAACUGAGCAGAAUCAAUUUGGACAAAUUUCGCGACUCUCAAUCGUUUCAGGAUCGCAACGUUCGUGUCCGUUACACGACCGCUGAACUGUCGGCGCCCAUCAAAUUUAUAGAACACGCAGAAUUGACUGCCACUGACGAAUGGAACAAUUUAAAGGAAGAACUGAAAGAAAAUAGAGAACUCUUAAAAACAGCUGGAAUGAACUUGGCGAAAACGAAUAACGAACUGGGUAAUGUGAAGAGUGAUUUGAUCAACACGAGAAUCGAAUUGGCUAGUAAAUUAGAAGCGACUAGGAAAGAGAUGAUGCAAACCAAAAUUGACUUGGAGAAAACGGCUCAUUUAAGGGAAAUGACGGUCAAAACCGUCGAUGAUUUAACAGCAGAACUAAAUGUGACUCAAAAAGAAUUAGCAGAAAUGAAAAUAAACACUGGCAAUUUUUCAAUGGAGCUUGAAGAGACUGUGAUGAGCUUGGCGAAAACGAAUACAGAACUGGGUAACAUGAAAAGUGAUUUAACCAACACGAGAAUCGAUUUGGCUAGUAAAUUAGAAGGCACUUUGGUGAAAACUAACAACGAAAUGGAAAAAACGAAUACCAUUUUCAGGAAAACCGUUGAUGAUCUGUCAAAGAAAUUAAUAGGGUUUGAAAAAGAACUGGCAGAAAAGAAGAUGGACGUUGGUAAAUUUUCAUUAGAACUAAAAGCCAAUUUGCAACGAUUUGGUUACGAACUAAAAACCGCCGACGACAACCUGAGAAAAGAACUGAGAGCAACCUCAAAUGAUCUGGAAACAACAACCACAAAUUUGGCCUCAGCGAGAAUGGAAUUGAGCAACACAAAGUCCGCCGUUUCGGAAUUGACGACCAAAUUAAAUGCCAGAACGAAUGAAAUUGUUGACAUUGGUAAAAUGCCAACCUCCUGUUGGGAUCUGCAGCGAAUGGGACAAAAAAUCAACGGAUUCUUUUUGGUGAAAGGAUUGAAGAAGAUGGAAACGGUUUACUGUGAUUUUUAUCCUAAUCAAAAUGACAAACAAAAAUGGAUCGGAUACGCCGACGUCAAAUCGGCGCCCGUCCAUUUCUACGUCCAGAGAAAUUCUCCAUUUUUCGAACGAAAAACUCCAAUUCCAUUUGAGUUGGCGCGGGUCAACGAGGGAAACGCCAUGAAUUUGACAUCGGGAAUAUUAACAGCAUCGCGAACCGGAACUUAUUUUUUCUCGUUCACGGGACUGGGGCGAUUUACAAAUUCUUCAUCUCUGUUACAACUUGCAGUUGGUCUUUAUUUGAACGCGGAUCGAAUCGGAUUGGGUUAUGUUGAAGAGGCAAACACCGUCAAUAAUCAGUGGAGUCCGUUGACCCUCCAGUCGACGCUGAACUUGAAAAAAGACGAUCGAGUUUGGGUGCAGAUUGAUGGCUGGACAUCAGGGUCGUUUCUGGUUGACAGUCCCCACCACCACACCCAUUUCACGGGUUUCAUGUUGGGGGAGGAAAUAGUCGCGUCCCUUUGAGUGAGUAUCAUCCAAAAUGCACAAAAUGAUCACCGACAAAAAAUGAAUAUCCAAAGAUAAUUGACUUACAGUUGACGCGAGGAUUUUUUAAAUUGCCUUAUUUCAUGGGGAAUGGAAGAAAAUUGAUUCGUUUAGGGGGGGGGGGGAUUUCUCUAGGAAAAUUUGAAGGUGUAUGCGAAUAGACUUACUGAAUCAAUUUUCAAGUUUUUAGCUUAAAAAAUGUAGACGCGACAAGUAAAAAACCGAUUUUGUUUGCCAGAUUUGCAAAAUACAAGUUGGACUAGAAAUGGGAGAAAAUUCAUCGCGUUUAAUUCACUUGUGACUGGGAAUUUUUCAAAAUAUUUUUACACUGUUACACGCGCAUUGUAUCGAGCAUUGCACAAAAAUUCGUGUGUCUACCUGUCGAAAUAAGGGCAGGAGACGUGAAAAACUCGUUUUGAUUGCCAGAUUUAAAAUUUUAAAAUUAUUGCUAUUUUUAAUUUUCGAUUUCUUCGGUUUGCUUGUUGCCUGCAGCAGAUUGAGAUUGCAAAACAAUACACAAACAGAUAUCUUCUUA
This is a messenger RNA of Daphnia pulex (common water flea), 3859 nucleotides long. RefSeq lists its product as uncharacterized. Gene Ontology annotation, molecular function: protein binding. The transcript is spliced from 11 exons. NCBI's taxonomy places the organism in Eukaryota, Metazoa, Arthropoda, Branchiopoda, Diplostraca, Daphniidae. The record is from RefSeq and is a predicted model, not a curated record. The coding region runs from base 244 to 3303 and encodes 1019 amino acids.